AUGGCUAAACCUAUGGCUAUCCUACUCAACCACCUACCCAACUACCUAUAUAUCAUCCUCAAGUACCUCCCGGUAAUCCUAUUUGCCAAACUAAUGGCUAUCCGCCUCAUGCGCUACCCGUUAGCUAAGCUAAUGGCUAUCAUCCUCAAAUAUCUCUUGGCAAUCCUGCUAGCCAAACUAAUGGCUAUCUCGCCUCACCCACCUAUUAGCCAAGCUAAUGGCUAUCAUCCUCAAGUGCCUCUUAGCAAGA
Molecule: messenger RNA, 250 nt
Organism: Dovyalis caffra
Lineage: Eukaryota; Viridiplantae; Streptophyta; Magnoliopsida; Malpighiales; Salicaceae
Source: the annotation of a GenBank genome assembly